Messenger RNA from Leptonychotes weddellii (Weddell seal), 1719 nucleotides. The record is from RefSeq and is a predicted model, not a curated record. NCBI's taxonomy places the organism in Eukaryota, Metazoa, Chordata, Mammalia, Carnivora, Phocidae.
AUGAUUUUGGCAUUAGGAAGGACCUUAAGAGACAAGGAGAUAUCUGAUGAGGAAGAGUCUAGAGAUGGAGAUUCAGACGGGCUGGGUCUGGAGGGAUCUGAUGAGGAUGUCAUGAGUGCUGCUGAGCAAGAGGAGUGUGAUAAUGACAAGGACAGUAAUCCGGCCUGGAGGAAGAGCCGAAGCCGCCCUGGGAAAACACCAGGUUUUAGUGUCCAGAGCAUCAGUGACUUUGAAAAAUUCACCGAGGGAAUGGAUGACCUUGGUAGCAGUGAGGAGGAGGAAGAUGAAGAGGAGGAGGAGAGUGGCAUGGAAGAAGGGGAUGGGGAGGAAGACUCCGAGGGUGAGAGUGAGGAAGACAGGGCUGAAGACAGGAAUAGUGAAGAUGAUGGUGUAGUGAUGACCUUCUCCGGUGCCAGAGUUUCUGAGGAAGUGGAGAAAGGAAGAGCUGUGAAGAAUCAGAUAGCACUGUGGGACCAGCUCUUGGAAGGAAGGAUCAAGCUACAAAAAGCUCUGUUGACCACCAAUCAACUUCCUCAACCAGAUGUUUUCCCUAUUUUCAAGAACAAAGGUGGCCCAGAAUUUGCCAGCGCCCUAAAAAAUAGUCACAAGGCCCUUAAAGCAUUAUUGAGGUCAUUGGCAGAUCUUCAGGAAGAGUUACUUUUCCAGUACCCAGACACUAGAUAUUUAGUAGAUGGGACAAAGCCCAGAGCAGAAAGUGAGGAGAUUUCCAGUGAAGAUGAAGAGCUAGUAGAAGAGAAGAAGCAGCAGAGAAGGGCCCCAGCAAAGAGGAAGCUGGAAAUGGAGGACUAUCCCAGCUUCAUGGCAAAGCGUUUCUCUGACUUUACAGUCUACAGGAACCGCACACUUCAGCAGUGGCAUGAUAAAACCAAGCUGGCUUCUGGAAAACUGGGGAAGGGUUUUGGUGCCUUUGAACGCUCCAUCUUGACUCAGAUCGAUCAUAUUCUGAUGGACAAAGAAAGAUUACUUCGAAGGACACAGACCAAGCGCUCUGUCUACCGAGUUCUUGGCAAACCUGAACCGGCAACGCACCCUCUCCCAGAGAGUUUGCCAGGACAACCGGAGAUCCUUCCUCAAGCCCCUGCCAAUGCCCACCUGAAGGACUUGGAUGGUGAAAUCUUUGAUGAUGAUGACUUUUACCACCAGCUCCUUCGAGAACUCAUAGAACGGAAGACCAGCUCCUUGGAUCCCAAUGAUCAGGUGGCCAUGGGAAGGCAGUGGCUUGCGAUCCAGAAGUUACGAAGCAAAAUCCACAAGAAAGUAGAUAGGAAAGCCAGCAAAGGAAGGAAACUCCGGUUUCAUGUCCUCAGCAAGCUACUGAGCUUCAUGGCACCUAUUGACCAUACUACAAUGAAUGAUGAUGCCAGCAGUGUGUACUGUGUCAUGGUGAAGGAUUCUGGUGUAGUUUGCUUGGCAUUUGAGAGCACAUCAGCUAAUAACCCCAGAAAGGAUUACAGCUUUGCAUUAACUCGGAUUGACACAGUUUAUAAUUCGCUUGUUGAUACUCUGGUGGGCGGCAUCACGUUUGACCCCCCAGCAGUGCUGAGGGGAAAGGACCCCCAUAUAUCAUCAUUAAAGAUGGCGUCCAGCACAGAGAUAGGAGGCAUGGGGCCUUCCUCCUCCGGUAAUGUCAGAAAGGACAAAGGAAACAUUCUCAAGUUCAAAGCUGAGACGUGGGCCAGGGUUUUAAAACUGGAUUAG